CGCUUCCCUACGCCAGAGAAAAAUAAAAGACACCAUCCAGCAUCAAUUGGAUAAUCUUCUAUAAAUACUUCCCCUCGCGCGAAAUAAUUAAACAAAUCAAUUGAUUUUCUGCUCUUCAUCAUCUUCCUCUCUUGGUGAAAUUUUCUUGUUGCGAUGACGGACGUUGUUUGCGGAAAGUGUAACAAUCCAAUUACACAGAAUAUCCUCACAGCACUUGGCAAGUCCUGGCAUCCGGAGCAUUUUGUGUGCAAAGUAUGCGAUAGGCCCAUCCAGGAGGGUUCUUUCAACCAGAAGGAUGGUGAGCCUGUCUGUUCUGGCUGUUACAUCGCCAAUUUUACCGAUGUCUGCUAUGCAUGCAAACAACACAUUUUAUCGAAAGUGAUCAAGGCAAUGGGUCAGACAUGGCAUGAGGAGCACUUUGUGUGCGGAGGGCCGUGCAAGAAGGCCCUUGUGGGAGCCUCAUUCUACGAGCGUGACGGACAACCCUACUGUAAGGACUGCUUUGAGGCCCAAUUUGCCGCCCGGUGCGCUGGAUGCUCCAAGGCGAUACUGGAGAAGGCAGUGAUUGCGCUGGACGUGAAGUGGCACAAGGAUUGCUUCAAGUGCCAAAAGUGCAAAGAACCCAUUUCCGGCAAUACCUUCGCCGUCCAGGACAAUCAGCCCCUCUGCACUGAAUGUGCUGGCAUCUAAAUACUGAAGCCCCCCCCCCCCAAGCAUCCCCUCCCGCAAAUGCUUAACGCACACAGUAAAUGCCUCAGAAAAGUGUACAUUUUACUUGGAAAUUCUUUUUAACGUGUAAAUUUUUUUGUGUCACAGAGAGACGGAUAAUUUGUUGCCCAUAAAAUUGUUAUGUCUUGAAUUAUAAA
Messenger RNA from Phlebotomus papatasi, 866 nucleotides. Its product is annotated as transforming growth factor beta-1-induced transcript 1 protein. NCBI's taxonomy places the organism in Eukaryota, Metazoa, Arthropoda, Insecta, Diptera, Psychodidae. The coding region runs from base 154 to 690 and encodes 178 amino acids. Gene Ontology annotation, cellular component: nucleus; Z disc. Gene Ontology annotation, molecular function: transcription coregulator activity. The transcript is spliced from 4 exons. The record is from RefSeq and is a predicted model, not a curated record.